This is a messenger RNA of Amphimedon queenslandica, 2489 nucleotides long. RefSeq names its product E3 ubiquitin-protein ligase TRIM71-like. The record is from RefSeq and is a predicted model, not a curated record. NCBI's taxonomy places the organism in Eukaryota, Metazoa, Porifera, Demospongiae, Haplosclerida, Niphatidae. The transcript is spliced from 2 exons. Gene Ontology annotation, molecular function: protein binding; zinc ion binding. Bases 93 to 2282 code for a protein of 729 amino acids.
CAGGCUUUUCCCUCGAAUCUUUUCGAGAGUCUUUUUCACGUUCAUUUUCACCUAUUCUCUUGCUUUUUGACUAAGAACACUUCUUAAAAGAAAUGGCAGCAAACACAAGUCCAGCUAUCACUAUGACUUGUGAGGUUUGUUCAGAGUAUUAUACUGACCCCCUCAUGCUUCCCUGUCUUCACUCAUUCUGUAAGAAGUGUCUAAUAAAAGCUAAAGAGAAGCAAGGCAGUGCUGAUACCUCAUUAAAGUGUCCAACGUGUGACACUUGCGUUAAUUUACCUGACGGUAACAUUGAAGGCCUCACUCAAAACCUUUGGCUAGCUCAGCAAGUGAAGGAAGAAUCUGUUAAAAAUACAAUGAGCAAGAAAGAAAGCACAUUAUGUGAGCAAUGUAGUGACGAUACUGCUGUCACUUUUUGCUGUGAGUGUUGGCUGUUUCUAUGCGAUUUCUGCAAGACAGCGCACAAGAGAAUAAAGACUACAAGUCAACACAAACUGGUUAACAUAGGAAAGGAGAGCAUCCCUCAAUUAAGCACAGAAUUGCCAACUAUGAAGCAUCAAGCCAUUUAUUGCAUUCAACAUUCAGAAAAGCUGACAUACUACUGCAAGGAUUGCGAUAAAUUAGUUUGCCAAAUUUGUCUUAACAUGCACCAUAAAAAUCAUAACUACAAUUAUUACAUAGAUGAAGGUGAGGCAGCAUGUAAAGCAUUAAAGGAAAGCGUUGCUAGUUGUGAUGGACUCAUUCCUCCAGUCACUGAAGCUAUUGCUGAUGGAGAGAAGAUGCUGGAGCAGAUAGCAACACGUAAGGAAGAAGUAAGGCAAGAAAUCAAGGAAACAAUUGAAGAGCUUAAAGCUGCUUUAGAUAAGAGAUGCAAUGAUCUACUAAUGGAGGCAGAAGAGAUUGCUAGCGCUAAGAGGAAUUCUGUCAAGAAGCAGUUGGACAGGUUUCGUAAACUGGUAAAACAGGUUUCUCAUGGUCUUCAUCUUGCAUCAUCAGUGAGUGAGCGUACUGAUCCAGGUGAAGUUCUCAGUGUUAAGAAGCUAAUCACCAAUCAACUAGAGGAAUGCAUUGAAGAGUAUAAGAAAUUACCUCUAGAAAUAGAAGAAAAUGAAGCAAUUGUGACAAAUCUAGAUACAUCUACUUUAAAUAAAAAAAUCAGUGAGUAUGGAUACAUUUUCAAACUUGAGCAGCUUGACCCAUCACUUUAUUCCAUUGAUAGUGGGUUAGCUAUUCCAUUGGCAACAGUAAAGAAAGAAAGGAAAUUUAAAGUGGCUCUACCAGCAGGCAUUGAUAAAGCAGCAAGCUAUUUGAAGGCUUCCUUUAUCAAAAGUGAUGGUAGUAAAGAGGAGGGAAGAGUUAUAGUUAAUGAUAACAACACAGCCAUUGUAUCAUGCACACCUCAAAGCAUUGGAGGAUAUGAACUAUCAGUGACUAUAAGAGUUCAGUCAGGUCACCAUAUUAAAGGUAGUCCUUAUCAACUGUCAGUAAAAGCAUCAAGAGACUAUACUACUCUAACUAACGAGAGAUACUUUAAUGUGGGGAAUUAUACUACUGGUGUUGCUGUUCAUACUAAUGGUGAAGUAUUUGCUAGUAGUAGGGAUGGGUUUGUUCAGGUAUUUAGGAAGGAUGGUAUUGCAGUAAGAAGGAUUGGAUCUAGAGGUAAUAGUAAUGGACAGUUUGGAUGUCCUUGGGGUUUAUUACUAGUAGGAGACAGGCUCUAUGUGUCUGAUAAUAUUCUUCAUCGUGUGCAAUAUUUCUCAGCUACUACUGGUCAGUAUAUUGGUCAGUUUGGUAGUUAUGGUAAUAGAAAUGGACAAUUCUCUAAUCCGUGUGGUAUGUCCACAGAUGGUAAAGGUACUAUAUUAGUUGCUGAUAACAGCAACAAAAGAGUACAAGUGUUUAAAGAAGAUGGUACAUUUGUACAAGUCAUACAAUGUGAUUGUACUGCAUGUGAUGUAGCAGUUGAUAAUGAAGGAAAGAUACAUAUUGCUACUCACAAGGACAAUCAUGUUCAAGUCUUCUCUCCUGAUGGUAAAACUCAUCUUCAUACGUACAAUAAUCCUCAUAGUGGCUCUGGUUAUCUUCAAGGAAUUGCUAUUGAUGAUAAUGGACAUAUCUUAGUAUUGACUUACAAUGGUAGUAAUUCUUGUGUUUAUGCAUUGAGUCCUGAUGGCAAAGAAGUUGAAUUAAUCUCAGGAUUAAAUAAUCCAUAUGGUAUAGCACUGGAUAAGGAUGGAUGUAUUUAUGCUGCUAACAACAAUCGUAUAGUGAAAAUAUUGUAGUUAUUCAAUAAUAAAAAUACCUCUCCUUUCCCUUCUCUCUCUUGAACACACUAUCUAUCUCUCUGUCAACAAACUGACUAUAAUAGUUAUAAUAGUUACUAGAAAGAAUAUAAAACAUUGAGGGGCUCCGCCUCCAGACCGCACCUCCCAGUCACGCCCAGACGUACGUUCAAGUUCUUGUAAGUAAGGGCUUCGCCCAAUUAAUUU